Molecule: messenger RNA, 965 nt
Organism: Drosophila melanogaster (fruit fly)
Lineage: Eukaryota; Metazoa; Arthropoda; Insecta; Diptera; Drosophilidae
Exons: 2
Coding region: 178-891 (237 amino acids)
Source: RefSeq, marked reviewed
GAGAAAUGUAAAAAUUCUGGUUAACUACCCACGAAUACAAAAUAAACCGGAUAAGAUGUAAUGCCAAGAUGGUACUAGAAAGUUGUAAAAAAAAGCAAAAUUCAGAUUUAAAAAAAAAAAUAAUUUAAGAGUAAACUUUUUGGACAUACGACAAAAUCUGUAAAAUAAAAUCAAAAAAUGACGGCCACACAAAAACUCCGAACUUCGACGAUGGAGUGGUGCGAUCGAAACUCGAGACCCAAGUCAUCGAUACCCAAUCCCGCCGUUCGUCCGGAACCUACUAGAUGGCAAAAGCCAGGACCGAUGAGCCGGAAUGAGUGGGCCAACUUCCACAAAACUUACCAAGUAGAUACAAUGGCCUAUAACCAAAGAUUGCAGGGUGGAAAGCAAAAGCGAGAUAGCAAACCCAUUGUUGAGAAGCCUUCCUUGCCAGAAGUUAGUCCUCUAACGGAAAACCAAUAUCGUCUGAGUAUGCCACGCUGGCAGCGCCAAAAGUAUAUCCCACCGCCACCGGAACAGUUUCCCUAUCGACCACAAAUCAUCGGUCAAAGUGCUCCUCCACGUCCGGAACAUGGUAGACCAGUUCAAAGGCCAGUGGUUCCGUGCUGCUUUCAGCACGUGGAUCUCGAGAACGAGUUUUGGUCUAACUUGCGGUUUCCUGUGUCGCGGAAAGCACUCACAGCCCGUCCCAGUAAGAAGAUCUAUGAACUGGCCCGGCCACGACAAUAUCCACAGAAAUCCCACUGCCCGGUGCCCAGCAGCAACGAGGGGGAGGUGCCCAGACUUCGGAAAAUGACCCCGCGGGAGUGGCGACAUCAUCUGCAGCGACUAGAGUUCCUAGCAAAACCAAAUCCUCGGGUUUUGGCCGAUUUACUGUGCUGCUGUCACUAAAUUGGACCAAAAAGAUUACUCCUUAGGUACAGAUCACUUACGAAAUAAAGUAGAUUGACCUGUAGUUAAGAAUU